GUAAAUGUGUAAUACAACUAUUAAUUAUGCCUUGUCUUCACACUGGCUUUUUUAAAGUACCGUUACAUGCGAAAUUAAAUUAAAGUAAAAAUUAAGAUUAACCAGUAUUACUUUUAAAACUAGUUUUUACUAUAAAUUCAUUUAUCCUGGGGUUGAGCCAAAUUUAAAAUGGAAUUACAAUUGCCCCAACAGCUGGAAUAUCCACUAAGCCAGCAAUAUGAUAUUCUUACCGAAUAUGCAAGUCCAGGCAACACAGAGGUUGCAAAACUAACUGAAAAGAAUGAUGAGGGUUUCUGUAACAAACCAAUUCAUAAUUGUACCCAGCGAAAAAGAAAAGUAUAUCCUAGUCCAGCAUGGCGGAGAGAUUCAACUAACCGUUUGCAGCGUAAACCACUUCGAAAGAGCACUUCUUUUGAAUCAUCUUUGAAUGAAAUUCGGGAUUAUGAUUUAAACGAGAGUACUGCAAUGGAUUCAUUAUUCAACUCAACUCAUAUAAACGACAGUUCUCCCCAUUGGCAGAGAAUAGAGUAUGAAUGUACGACACAGUUAAGGAAAGAUUUAAUGCCUGUACAAAAUCGUAAAAUUUUUAAUUCGACUAUGAAAAACGGCUAUCCGGGUAAAUCUAUGACUGAAACUAAUGCAAAUCCAGAAAUUUUGUCAAAUAUGGACCAAUACACCUCACCAGUCAUACAUCGGCGCAAUCACACAGGAAAACUUAAGAUUUCCAACAGUUGGAUAGAAUGGACACCAUUUUGGAAUAGAGAUGAAUACAGCAAACGUUUAGACCGUCGACAUUACAUUUCGGAUUUUUUUGACUUCUCAAUGGAUCUCAAUGAUUAUUAAUUAGUUAUUCUAUGUCGAAAGUUUUAUAAAGAGCUGCGCUCAAUAUUAUGUUUUAUCAUUUUAUAAAAGUUUUCAUUUUAUGACUUGCAAUUGCAUACUAUUUAAAUUUCAUGAUUUUAACAAUAAAUUUUAUAGGUUGAUUUUAACAAGAAAA
Molecule: messenger RNA, 997 nt
Organism: Lucilia cuprina (Australian sheep blowfly)
Lineage: Eukaryota; Metazoa; Arthropoda; Insecta; Diptera; Calliphoridae
Exons: 7
Coding region: 169-843 (224 amino acids)
Source: RefSeq, a predicted model, not a curated record